GGGAAAAGGAAAAGCGACGUUUGUGUCUUCAACGCACUACGUGGGAGUCAAACCCGUUGUGUUCUGCUCCCUUUUUUUCUUCUGAACUUUCCUCCUCUGCCGUGAAAAUCUCCUGCUUUCCCGCCAAGUCGAAACUGCCUGACGCUCUUCUUGGUUAUUACUUUUUUUCAUUACUUUGUUGGAUGGAACUACACGCAUUCGGGCUGCCAAGAAGAAUCUCUCACCCAGACACAUAUAUAUAUAUAUACGCUAGGCGUUUGUAUUCUUCUUAUAUCCUACGUAAGACGCGCACAGGCGAGACUCGAAAUCGGUUUUGUAAAAUACCCAAUACCGGGUUUUCUUCCUUCAAUUCUUUUUUUCCUUUUCUUGUCCGUCUUGCUGCAGGGAGCGCUGUGACGUACAUCGGCAGCGAGAAAACGUUAUCGUCUCCGUUUCUCUCUUCAUUCCUUCAUUUGUCGUAGAGCUCUUUAGCGCAGAAGAAAGAAGAGAGAACCCGAGAAGAAACGGGGCGGGGUGGUGCUAUCGACCUGAAAACUUUAAAGUAAGAAUAAGGGACCGUUCUAGUAGAGCCGACACGUGCUUGCAUAGGUUUAAUUCGUGGUCCCUUCGUUUUGGCCGCUGCAACUUCGCCAAACGCAAGCCGCCGUCUGUUCUCCAAUAGUUUUCUUCCUGCCGUUAGUUGUUGUUGCGGAACCGACCUGAGCGGCUGCUUUCAUAGCUUUUCGCUUAUGCCUUCUUCAAAGGCUCUUUUUUUUUCUUGGUUCUUACCAAUUCGUGUGGUAACAUAAUAAUACGCUGUAGAGGAAGCUACGGCAACUCGUCAACAUGUUUCGCUUUCCUGUAUCUCACACUCUCGUGAUGCCGCGGUCAUCGGCUGCGGUCGCAACGGCCGCCGCAAUGGACACGCAUUGCCGCUUCUCCAGCCACUGGACACAGCCGUCGCUUCAGCAAAGUCAUGCGGCCGCACGUCGCACGGUAACGCGCGGCCUGGGCGACGUCAAUGAGGAUCGCGUCGCGCGCUGGUGUCGACGGCUGUGGGACAUCACCCGCCGAUCUGCGGACGCGGUGCAGCCGACGCAUCUCCUGCCGCGGCCAAAUCCCCUGCACGAGGCGCAGCUCAAAGUGAUGGAUGAGACGGCAGCAACGGCGGCGAGGCAGGCGGAAACACGAACAGCAGCAACCACAGCGGCGACGAUCUCCGCUCCCACUCCAGUAGCUGCUGCUGUUGAUGAGGCAGUUUCACCUGCCGCAACGAGUACGGUGACGUGCGACUCGAUGGACGUCGAUGCGCUCCUGGCCCGCUUACAGCACGCCAUCCGCGGCGACGGCGGUCGCAUUCCCGGCGCCAUCGUGGAAGACGUGUGGGCCGUCUUUGACCUUCUCGUGCCGCCGUCGACGCAGGACGACGUCUCCGCGGCGAACAUCACGCCCGAGAUGGAGGAAAACUUCUUUGCCUUCGUCUCGACGCUGAAUGAGCUCGAUUUUGAUCUGCAGGCGGUGGUGCAGGCAAGUAAGGAUCUGGAGGUGAAGUUGGGUGUCUACCUGGGGCAGCUGCGUCAGCUGGAGGACAAGGAGAAGCAGCUCGCGGCGGUGCGGUUGACGCGGUGCGCCACGGACCGCGCCAACGAAGCGAGCGAGUUCACGGAACGGCUGAUGAAGGCGAAGACGGAGGUGAUGCGGUGCUGCUUCCAGGCCCGCAACGUCGGUGCGCCGCUCUACUACACGUGGCUGCGCCACACCGCCUCCUUGUCGGACGGUCUGCGCCGCCUCAUGCACUUUCGCAAGCUGGCGCAUCACUUCGAGACGCUGUGCAAGAGGCGCAUUAAGGAGUUCAGCACGCAGCUGACGCCAGCGAAGUCGGACCUCACCGCCGAGGCGAAGGAUAACCUGGUGCGGCAGCAGUUCAAGUGGCGGAGCCGUCAGAUGGAGCUCGGCCUCAUCGACAACGCCCUUUCCUUGCUAUUCCACGACUUCUUUGCGAAGGAGUACCUGGUGAUGGAGGAGCUGACAUGGUUCUCGACUCCGCCGUCGCUGUUGGAUCAGAUUAUGCGGGCCGAGGGCGUCCACCCCUUCGUGAACGGCAUCGACGACAUGCGGUACCGACUGCAGCCCACCCACCACCGCCACCUCUUUGCGUUCCUGCACCCGGCCGUGGUUGAGGAGCCGCUGAUUGCGGUGCAGGUGGCGCUGACGCACGGCAUUGCGUGCUCGGUCGACCGCAUCCUUGGCCGAGCGACACCGCUGGCCGACCCGGCGAACACCACAAAAGCUGCCGAGCUGUUUCGGCAGCUACGGGCAGCAGAGACGUCCCACACCGCCGGCGAGACCGCGGCGGAGAUUGCGGACGGCAACGUGAACACUGCGAUCUUCUACAGCAUCAACUCCGCGCAGAGUGCGCUGCGUGGGAUGGACAUGGGCAAUCGCCUCAUCAAGCGGGUGGUGAAGGAGAUCGAAGGGAACAUCAACGCGAGUCGUCAGGGGUGCAACUUGAUGCCUAUUCUCACCUUCAGCACCUUGUCUCCUAUCCCCUUGUAUGUGAAGUGGCUCGCGGCGGAGGUGGCCGCGUUGGCGACGAAGGCGAUGCGUGGCACUGACGCAACGACGGCGGCGGCCGCGUCGACCGGCAUCUUUGGCGCCAAGUUAACGCAGGCAGAGGAGGAGCAGCAGUACCUUGCACCGCUGCGCGAGGCCGUGGCGGGCUACAUCCUGCGGCAUCCGACGGUGCUGACAGAGGAGGCGAGGGCGGUCGCUGCCAGUGCAGCGGCGGUGGGGCCCAAAGGCGAUGGUCAUCCCAGCAAGGUCGCAGAGGAUCCUGCGGCUGCGAAUGUCGCGGCUCUUCGGUACCUGCUUCGCCUCUUCCAGACCUCCCCGACGGACACGCCGGCCGCCACCGCAGGAAACGGUGUCGCUGCUGCCGCUGCUGCGGCGGGGCAGUGGUGGAAUGACCACGCUUUUACAGGCGCGUUAGAGGGGCCGCUGCUGCGGUCCAUCGCGGUGUACCUGUGCAACGUGAAGCGCCACGGCAGCGCUCGCAUUCACGACCCCGUCGGCAACUUCCACGUGUCGAACGGUGCGACGGUUUACCGGCUUAACUACCUGGGCAACACCACCGCACAGGGCAGCCGCGAAAGCGCCUGUGUAAUGGUGAACUACUGGUACGACCUGCCCACGGUGUCGUCGAACUUGACGGAGUACGAGGCGAGUCAGCAUGUGGCGCUUGGGGAGCCGAUUGAGGCGCUGCUGGGGGCCGAGGCGCAAUGA
Molecule: messenger RNA, 3261 nt
Organism: Leptomonas pyrrhocoris
Lineage: Eukaryota; Euglenozoa; Kinetoplastea; Trypanosomatida; Trypanosomatidae
Product: putative mitochondrial malonyl-coa decarboxylase-like protein
Exons: 1
Coding region: 826-3261 (811 amino acids)
Biological process (GO): malonyl-CoA catabolic process; acetyl-CoA biosynthetic process; fatty acid biosynthetic process
Cellular component (GO): peroxisomal matrix; mitochondrial matrix
Molecular function (GO): malonyl-CoA decarboxylase activity
Source: RefSeq, a predicted model, not a curated record